AACAGCCACACAAGUCAUCUUUAUGUUGCAUGACAUCUAGAACAAAUUUACAGAACCUUUGUUCUCCCAACAGUUCAACAAACCAGUAGAAGCAAAGAAGUAGGAAUGAAAAAUACUUACAGGAGCAAAGACAGUCAUUAAAACAAGAGCAAGCAGAAGAGAAAGCAUUUCAUAUACCUUGCCUACUGUUUAGGUUAAUAGGAAGAGACCAGAUAACUGGAACGGAAAAUGGCUGCUUCAUCGACCUUUAGUGUGCACAGUGCCGUCUCUGUAAAUGAAUCUUAAAAAUGGAUAUGCUCAAAAUACUCAUCAAGGAAAGACAGAGCAGGCAACUGACAGCCAGUUGAGAGAGGAGCAAAGUCUACGCAGUAGUAACAGCCUGGGAACAGGAUAUGCUACAAUAAGAGACCUUCAAGCAAAGUCACCUGAAAUAACAGUGUUCACAAACAACUGCAAAGCUAAAAUGCCACUUUUCAGCUGGAUGAAAUGGUCAAAAAAUGAUCCCUACAAAUCUACAAGAUACCCUGGAUCAGAAGUAGUUACAAAAACCCUACUGAGGGAAUUGAAAUGGCACCUGAAAGAGCGUGAAAGGUUAAUACAAGAGAUUGAAAAUGAACAAAAAGUCCAGAAGACUGGCAUGGAUUAUAACUGGCUGAAGAACCAAAACCCUCAAGCAACCAUUCCAGCAACAGAGCAACGGCAGCUGGAAGUUCUGUGUUCACAAAUCCAGCCUUGCCAAACAGGAACUGUUCUCAGCAGAUUUCGUGAAGUUUUGGCAGAAAAUGAUGUUUUACCUUGGGAAAUAGUCUACAUAUUCAAGCAAGUGUUACAAGAUUUUCUUACUACCAUUGAGAGACGAAACCAGCAAGACUCACUGGUAGAUGCAUGGAAUACAAAUUGCUCUGAACAUUGCAGCCUGCAUGGAAACAGUUCUAACAAAUCAGACAAAGACGAAAUCCCCACAGUUUCAAGCUACGUUGACAAAACCACACAAAGCAUGUUUCCCACCUUCUCUCAUAGAAUCUGGAACCUACCCUAUUACUACCCUUCAAGUUAAGUUGGCUUGUCUUUCUUUCUAAAAGCUAUGUAGCUGCUUGCAUUCCUUUCCUGUGAUUGCCAUCCACAAAAAUAGGAAUAAAACAUGUGACACGCUUUCCUUCUUUCCAAGAA
Molecule: messenger RNA, 1170 nt
Organism: Dryobates pubescens (Downy woodpecker)
Lineage: Eukaryota; Metazoa; Chordata; Aves; Piciformes; Picidae
Gene: RD3L
Product: RD3 like
Exons: 4
Coding region: 275-1057 (260 amino acids)
Source: RefSeq, a predicted model, not a curated record